GGAAAUCGAGUCUCGAGUGUAUUUGCAACAGGGAUUGCCUCCCACGACUUAUUCAGUGACAAGUUCAAAUAACUCAAGCUCAGCCAGAAACAGGAAUCAAAGUCCACUCAAUGCGCCCAGCUCCGAGGGGAUCUUUCCAAUCAGCUGAUUGCGAGAAAGAUCUAGCAAUGUCGAUACUUCCAGAGAAGCUUGAAGGCACCAGGCCUGGAGGAAAAACUCGAAGCACUUGCAGUGCAGGACGCUUCCAUUUGAAGCGGGACUGGAGCCAUUGAAGUUGUUGAACGCCAAAGUCAUCACUCACCACACGAGCUUAGGUUCCAUGACUGAAGCGGAUUCAGGAUGUGGCCAUACAGUGGGCUUCCAGCUACAUCUAAUAGUUUCAGCUUCGUGCAAGUCCACAUUGCAGUAGGAACCUCUCCUCUGAUCUUUACUCCAUUGAAGC
Marchantia polymorpha subsp. ruderalis is the source of this 442-nucleotide messenger RNA. Lineage: Eukaryota; Viridiplantae; Streptophyta; Marchantiopsida; Marchantiales; Marchantiaceae. The record is from the annotation of a GenBank genome assembly.